Molecule: messenger RNA, 828 nt
Organism: Penicillium mononematosum
Lineage: Eukaryota; Fungi; Ascomycota; Eurotiomycetes; Eurotiales; Aspergillaceae
Product: phosphatidylinositol-3-phosphate-binding ubiquitin-protein ligase
Exons: 2
Coding region: 1-828 (275 amino acids)
Source: RefSeq, a predicted model, not a curated record
AUGCCCUCCUGCCACCCUCCACCGGUCGUCGAUCUCACGGACGAUGACCCUGUUCUAUCAUCAUCAACGUCGACAGCAGCAGCAACGACACGAACAACGGCACUCAAUCCUGCUCUUGGCGGAGGUGAAGAAGUACGACUUUGCAAUCCAUGUGUGCCCGAUCCAAACCCGAAUCCCCUUGGCUACAAUACCGUGCGGGCACACGGACAUCGACCCGCCCAUUCUCUUUCAUCCACUAUAGCUAACGCAUACCACGCGUUACCAGGGCCGAGUCAUAACCACGAAGCUCGCCAAGAACGACGAACCGUGGGUGCAAAUGACCGACCACAGUUCUUGAACGAACUGAACUCGCAACCCCGCCAAGUUCCCUCGGCCACUGGCAUAGCCCGACCACGUCGUUCAUUUUCUAGUCGCGACGGUAACCCGCGCCGCGGGCCUCCAUUGGAUGAGGGUGAUUUCUGCCCCGUAUGCAGACGUCAAUUCCUCCCACUGAGUCCCGAGCAGCCUCUCGAGGCGCGCCAAGCUCACACCCGGGCAUGCAUUGAGGGCUAUUUGAGCCCGGCUGCCCCACCCCGGACAUCAUCCGCGCAGCAGAGUCCUCCGCUGCCCCGUCCUCCGCCGGCAGUCCGCAUGCUUCCAUUUGUGGCCACGGAGAAGGACUGCCUCGGUGAGGAUGGCCAGGCAGCGGAGUGCACGAUAUGUAUGGAGGACUACGAGGUUGGGCAGACCCUGGCCCGUCUUGAGUGCCUGUGCAAGUUCCACAAGCACUGCAUUGUGGAUUGGUUUGAGAGGAAGAUGGAGUGCCCAGUCCACAAGCUUUCGGAAUAA